Messenger RNA from Pochonia chlamydosporia 170, 588 nucleotides. RefSeq names its product 60S ribosomal subunit assembly/export protein loc1. Gene Ontology annotation, cellular component: preribosome, large subunit precursor; nucleolus. The coding region runs from base 1 to 588 and encodes 195 amino acids. The record is from RefSeq and is a predicted model, not a curated record. Gene Ontology annotation, biological process: ribosomal large subunit biogenesis; intracellular mRNA localization. Gene Ontology annotation, molecular function: mRNA binding. NCBI's taxonomy places the organism in Eukaryota, Fungi, Ascomycota, Sordariomycetes, Hypocreales, Clavicipitaceae. The transcript is spliced from 2 exons.
AUGGCCGCCUCAAAAACACGAACAAUAAAAAACAAGCAUGCCGCCCCAAAAGGUGCAUCUUCCAAAGGCGGCAGCAGCAGUGGCAAACGCUCCGCCACGGACGGCAUCUCCAAGUCAAAAAAGCCCAAAGGACCCGUCGUAUCGCAACAACUCAAGGAGAAGAAUCGCGCGGCGCUUCUAAAAAAGCCCAAGAAGAAGGUAUACACGGAGGCGGAACUAGGUAUUCCGACAUUGAAUAUGAUUACGCCUGUUGGCGUUGUAAAGCCCAAGGGGAAGAAGAAGGGCAAGGUCUUUGUGGACGAUGAGGAGAGCAUGGGAACCAUCAUGGCCAUGGUCCAGGCCGAAAAGAAUGGCGAGAUCGAAUCGAAAAUGAUCAAGGCUCGACAGAUGGAGGAGAUCAGAGAGGCGCGCAAGGUUGAGGCCGAGAAGAAGGAGCAGGAGAAGAAAUCGAAGCUGGAAGACGCAAAGGACUCUCUGAGGAAGAAGAGAAAGAGAAAGAGUGGCGGGGAGGACGAGGAUUCGGUCAAGACGCUCUCGUCGGCAGGCUCGAAGGCGACCAAAUCGAAGAAAAAGGUUGCUUUUGCAUGA